CCGAGGGCUUCAGAGAAGAGGCUGGUGCGCCGGCCCGGAGCUCCCCGCACUCCACACUGGGCGCUCAGCGAUGGCCGGGGGGCGGGGCACGGCGCUCCGCGGCUCUCAGAGGUAGCAGGGAUCCUCACCCAGGAGGUGUCAGCCCAGGCCGGCCUCAUCUCUCUCAUCGCUCUCCUCACCUCGCUGGGACCCUGCCACAGGUUGCUGGGACCAUCUGGGCUCUCGGGACCUUGGACCAGGCCCUGGCCCAGUAGGAUGUCCCCGUGUCCUCCACAGCAGAGCAGGAACAGGGUAACACAGCUACCCAUUCCAGAGCCAGGUGAGAUGGAACUGACUUGGCAGGAGAUCAUGUCCAUCACUGAGCUGCAGGGUCUGAAUGCUCCAAGUGAGCCAUCAUUCGAGCCCCCAGCCCCUGUCCCAUACCCAGGGCCCCCGCCGCCUCCAAGUUACUGCCCCUGCUCUAUGCACUCGGAGCCUGGCUUUCCCCUUCCUACACCACCUUAUGAGCUCCCGGCACCCACAUCUCAUGUCCCAGACCCUCCGUACUCCUAUGGUAGCAACAUGACUGUACCAGUCUCCAAGCCACUGACCCUCUCGGGCCUGCUCAGUGACCCCCUCCCAGACCCCUUGGCCCUCCUGGACAUUGGGUUGUCAGCGGGGCCAUCCAAGCCCCAAGAAGACCCAGAAUCUGACUCAGGAUUAUCCCUCAACUAUAGUGACGCUGAAUCUCUUGAGUUGGAGGGGACGGAGGCUGGCCGGCGUCGCAGCGAGUAUGUAGAGAUGUACCCAGUGGAGUACCCCUACUCACUAAUGCCCAACUCCUUGACCCACCCCAACUAUGCCUUGCCACCUGCCGAGACCCCCUUAGCCUUAGAACCCUCCUCGGGCCCUGUGCGGGCCAAGCCCACUGCACGGGGGGAGGCGGGGAGUCGGGAUGAGCGGCGGGCCCUGGCCAUGAAGAUCCCCUUCCCUACGGACAAGAUUGUCAACCUGCCAGUAGACGACUUCAACGAGCUGCUGGCGCGGUACCCACUGACAGAGAGCCAGCUGGCCCUGGUCCGGGACAUCCGAAGGCGGGGCAAGAACAAGGUGGCCGCCCAGAACUGUCGCAAGAGAAAGCUGGAGACCAUCGUGCAGCUGGAGCGGGAACUGGAGCGGCUGGGCAGCGAGCGGGAGCGGCUUCUCCGGGCCCGAGGCGAGGCCGACCGGACCCUGGAGGUCAUGCGCCAACAGCUGACGGACCUGUACCGUGACAUUUUCCAGCACUUGCGGGAUGAAGCAGGCAACAGCUACUCCCCUGAAGAGUAUGCGCUACACCAGGCUGCUGAUGGGGCCAUCUUCCUGGUGCCCCGGGGGACCAAGAUGGAGGCCACAGACUGACCUGUCCGGAGGGGGUGGGACUGGUGAUGGGGGUUUCCUUCAUUCUCUUCUAAUAAAGGUCCUCCCCAUCCAUGAGGCCCAGGGGGAGCCGAGUUCUGUAGACCAGGAGGGGACCACAGUGGGAAACCUGGCAUUUGGAAGGUCCGAGGUGUGUUCAGUGAGGCUUGCCUGGAGGCAAGGAUGUGAGGGGAGGGCUGGAAUCUCUCUUCAGUGGUUCAGUUUUCUAGGUCUCCAGUCUGGGUUGACCUUUGGUAUAUAAAGCACUCUACGGAAAUAGC
Messenger RNA from Capra hircus (goat), 1658 nucleotides. It is a transcript of the gene NFE2, whose product is annotated as nuclear factor, erythroid 2. Bases 256 to 1380 code for a protein of 374 amino acids. The transcript is spliced from 3 exons. Lineage: Eukaryota; Metazoa; Chordata; Mammalia; Artiodactyla; Bovidae. The record is from RefSeq and is a predicted model, not a curated record. Gene Ontology annotation, biological process: regulation of transcription by RNA polymerase II. Gene Ontology annotation, cellular component: nucleus. Gene Ontology annotation, molecular function: RNA polymerase II cis-regulatory region sequence-specific DNA binding; DNA-binding transcription factor activity, RNA polymerase II-specific.